Messenger RNA from Stegodyphus dumicola, 1387 nucleotides. Its product is annotated as dnaJ homolog subfamily C member 8. Gene Ontology annotation, cellular component: nucleus. NCBI's taxonomy places the organism in Eukaryota, Metazoa, Arthropoda, Arachnida, Araneae, Eresidae. The record is from RefSeq and is a predicted model, not a curated record.
AAAUGCAAUUUUACAGUUUUGAAAUAUAAUUCUUCCAAAACUGUGUAAAAUUGAACGACUGAUUCCGAAGAAAUUUACUGAGUUUGCAGAUAAGGUUUGAUUAUCUACAAUGGCGCAGCUGAAUAUACCUUUGCCCACAACUGAACCCACCGAAGCUUUGUUUUCUAAUUUCAUAGCUGAAGUUAAAGAAAUUGAGAAAAGAGAUUCAGUUUUAACACCGAAGCAGCAAAUAGAUCGUUUGCUGCGACCUGGAAGCACAUAUUUCAACUUAAACCCUUUUGAAGUCUUGCAGUUGGAACCAGAAACUCCAUUGGAAGAAGUUAAAAAACAAUAUCGAAGGUUGUCCAUUUUAGUGCAUCCUGACAAAAAUCCUGACGAUCGAGAUAGAGCCCAGCAAGCAUUUGAUAUUGUUAAUAAGGCAUAUAAGUGUUUAGAAGAUGACACACAGCGUGCUAAAGCGUUGGAAAUAGUGGAAGAGGCCAAGGGGCGCACUGAUCAAAUGAUAGAAGAGAAAAGAAAAAAGCAGCGGAAAGCUGGUAAAGGAUCCAAAGUUGACGAAGAUGAUCCUGUAAAAUAUAAGCAUGCAGUGUAUGUAUUAACUAUGAAACUUUUUGCUGAUCUUGAAAGAAAAAGGCGACAAACUGAAGAGCGAAGUAUGGAAGACAGGAAAAGAAAAAGGGAGGAGGAAAUUGAGGAAGAAGAGAAAAAGAAGGUUGAUAAAGAAUGGCAAAAAAAUUAUGAAGAGAGUCGGGAAAACAGAAUCAAUAGCUGGAAAGCCUUUCAGUUGGGAAGCAAAUCUAAAAAAGUUAAAGAAUUUCGCCCUCCUAAACAUAAAGCUGAAACUCGAUAAAACUGAUCUUAAAGUAGUAGAAAGGAAUAAAGUUUCAGAAUCAUUUUAUAAUAGAAACAGUUCUUUUUAAUGUGGUAUUCUUAUUCACAUAAGAAUUGUGAAAAGGUGUGCAAGAGAAUAGCUCCAUAUGGUAGUAAUCAACAAGUUUUAUGUAAUUAUUUCUUGCUGUGUGUAAGGCUGUAUGCAAUUAAUUCUCCAGUUGCUUUCCCCAUUUUAGUUUUAAUUGCUGAUUCAUGCAAAUUUAAACUAGCGGAGUGUACAAUAAUCGUUUGAGAAUUAACGAGUAACAUAUAAUUGUUCGUUAUUGUAAAAUUCAUGUAGUACACUUCAAUAAAUUUUCUUUUUUCUUUUUUGUAUAUUAUGAAACAGGAUGACAUAUUUAAUAGUAAUUUGUUUUGUGGAAUAUAUGUAAGUGAACUUUCUGAAUGGUUUUGUGAGAAAUUUGUUUCAGUAUAGAUAUUUUAAAUCUUUUUGAAAACUUUAGCUUGAAUUGUAAAAUAAUGCAUUUACAUUAUAAUAAAUUUCAGUGUACAUGUA